AAACGGUAUUGGUGUAGAAAAGAACGAACAGGAAGCAGUUAAAUGGUUCACAUAUGCAGCUCAACAAGGAAUUGGAUGUGAAGUUGAUCUUGAAGGUGCUACGCAUUGGUUGGAAAGAGCAGCUAGCUCUGGUUGUAGAAGAAGCUGCGAACGAUUAAAAACAUUAUUAGUGAAGGAAUGUUUGGGACAAGAGGCAAGCGGAAAUGGAUGGAAUCGGCUUAAGCCAGCUCGGCUUAGCUCAAAAGCCAAGCCGAGCCGGCUCGAGCUGAUGGCUCAAGCCAGCUCAAGUAAAUUGGCUCAAGCCGGCCCAACCAAUCAAAAUCAAGAAUCUGCCAUGACAAUCGGUCAAGGACCACCAGUCCUCAAAUUAGAUCGCGGUUCUGAACAUUUUAGGUAG
Messenger RNA from Ambispora leptoticha, 397 nucleotides. Lineage: Eukaryota; Fungi; Glomeromycota; Glomeromycetes; Archaeosporales; Ambisporaceae. The record is from the annotation of a GenBank genome assembly.